GCGUCCAUAGAACCGUAUCAUGAUCAUCAUUUCGCGGACGCGAUGGCUAAUCUGCCUUUCGUGAGAUGACUGCCUCGCAAGAUGAGAUCGAGCAGUUUGUCGUAGACAACCACAUCGACGAGAGAGCGGCGGGGCUGCUGCGGAGCGCCCCCGACUACGUGCGGCGCUUGGUGCUGGAGCAGGGCUCCCUGGUGGGCUGCCGGGACCCCUCCGCCAGCUGCGUGGGGCGCAUCCGAAAGGCGCAGCCUCCCGGCGCGCACCCCGAUGUGGAGCAGUUUGUCAGUGAGAAUAACCUCCAGCCGCGGGCGGCCAACGCGCUGCGGGCGGCGUCCACGCAAGCUCAGCAGUACGUCCUGGACCAGGGCAGCCUGCAGACUUGCCGAGAUCCCAAUGCCGGCUGCAUGGGUCGCUUAAAGCGUGCUCAGGCUGGCGAGUCCGCUCCUCCUCUUCUAUUCAUUCCGCCAAGCAGAGAUGAAGUGGAGGCUUUCAUUGAAGCCAAUGAGCUCAACGAGAGAGCGGCGGAUGCGCUGCGAGGUGCGCCGCCUGCCGUUCAACGGCAAGUGAUUGACCAGGGCAGCCUCCUCAGCUGCAGGGAGCCGAGUGCCGGAUGCAUUGGGCGCAUCGGAAAAGCUCACAAGCAGCUGGAUCCUGCUCUUCUUGCCAUACCCCACACUCAAGGGCCAUCCGCCGAAGAAGUGGAAGAAUUCAUUCUAGAGAACGGCUUGGAUGACCGCGCCGCUGUGGCUUUGAGGAGCGCAGUGCAGUGGGUGCAGCGGCAGGUCUUGGACCAGGGCAGCCUGCGAAGCUGCAGAGAUCCAAACGCUGGACUUAUGGGUCGCCUCAACCGGGCGCAAAUUGCACCACAGCAGUUGCAAGCCCUCAUGCCGGCAGCCAACACGCCGGCAGUCCACACACCCUGCCUGCCUGCAAGCUCUGCUGCAGAGGUCGAAGCGUUCAUUUGGGAAAACGGCCUGAAUGAACGAGCGGCCGAUGCCCUGCGCAGUGUCGGCCCUGCAGUUCAGCGAAAGGUGUUGGAGCAAGGGAGCCUGCAAGGCACGCGUGAGCCCAGUGCGGCUUGCAUCGGCCGUAUUGGGAAGCUGCAGAAGUCCUCGGCCGAGCCGGGCCGCUGGCAGGAGCCCUUCCGUGGAGCGGAGAAUGAAGUGGAACAGUUCAUUCUGGACAAUGCACUUGACCAGAGUUCUUCUGCCAUCCUUCGUUCUUGUUCUCCGGAUGUGCAACAACUAGUCCUGGAGCAGGGAAGCCUGGCCAGCUGCCGAGAGCCCAGCGCGGGCUGCGUUGGCCGCAUCCGCAGGGCUGAGGCAGCACUGGGCCGAGCACCUGCCGGACACUUUGUCCAGAGCCCACCUUCUGGUCACUUGAUGGGCGGUGGUAGCGGCCACGAAGCCUGGCCAGACGUUGAAACCUUCAUCGUGCAGAAUCAACUCAAUGAACGAGCUGCCGACGCACUGCGAGAAGUGGACCCCGAGAUUCAGAUGCAGGUCAUCUCACAGGGGAGCCUGGCCAGCUGCCGCGAGCCCAGUGCAGGAUGCAUUGGUCGCAUCGCCAAAGCUCAAUCGGUCCAGAAGUUUGCACCCACGCAGGUUCCCAGGAUGCCGAUCACCUCGGUUCAAGAGGUCCAGCUCAAUCAUGAAGCUGUUGAGCAGUUCAUAGUGGAGAAUGGACUCAACGAGCGCGCUGCGGAUGCGCUGCGCACUGUGCCUCCCUUUGUCCAAGAGCAGGUCUUGGAACAGGGCCCGCUCCAGGGCUGCAGAGAGCCCAGUGCCAGCUGCAUCGGCCGCAUUGCCAAGGCGCAGAGGGGAACUGUGGUGGGUCAGAGCUUCCAUGCGCCCACGGCGGAUGAGCUCACAGCCUUUGUGCAGGAGAACGUCCUGAGUGAGCGCGCAUCUGCUGCACUGAAUGAGGCGCUGCCUAUCAUCCAGCGGGCUGUCCUAGACCAGGGCAGCUUACGCGGAUGCCGAGAGCCGAGCGCUGGCUGCAUGGGCCGCAUCAAGAAGGCCUGCUAUGAGGGACGGAACGCUGCAAGCAGAUGUCCAGAGCAGCAUGAGAGGCACAAAGCGGCCCUAUGAGGCCUGGCAAGCGAGCCAAGGUCGAAACUUACGAGCGGAGGUCGAGCGAUUUGUGGCGGAGCACUCCCUUAGCGAGCGGGCCGCCAGCAUCCUGCGGGAGGAGCAGCCCGAGGUUCAAGACAUGGUGCUGCAAGGUGGCAGCCUCCAUGGAACCCGCGACAUGUCUGCCUCAUGCGUGGGCCGAAUCCGCAAAGCCCAGCAGGAGUUGUCCGACAGGCCGGCGAAGUGGAGCCGAGGCUCGCUGUCCGAGGCGGUUCGUAUGGUGGGCAGCAGCAUGGCCAGAGGAGGCUUCGGGCAACAGUGGGGCUGAGAGCCAAGCUAGAUAGAGUUGUAGAGCUACCGGCUGGGAAGCGGCAGGUCGCAGUAACAAAGGACAGCAGAUUCGGCAGAAGA
Effrenium voratum is the source of this 2480-nucleotide messenger RNA. NCBI's taxonomy places the organism in Eukaryota, Dinophyceae, Suessiales, Symbiodiniaceae. The record is from the annotation of a GenBank genome assembly.